AUGAAGAUAUUCCUUAAGAAAUUAUUAUAAUUAAAGUUCCAAAAGAAGUUAUUAUAAGCUUAUUUUUAACCAAAAUCAAUUAUAGGUGGUGGAGGAUUCGGUAAAGUAUUCAUGGUUUAAAAUAAAUUAGAUAAACUAUUCUAUGCAGUUAAAAAAAUUAAAAUCGAUCUAUAAAAAAAAUAAAAAAUUAUCAAAAAAACACUCAAAGAAGUCGGUCUUCUAAGUAGACUAUAACAUAAUCAUAUUGUUAGAUAUUAUUAAGCAUGGAUAGAAAGAGCAGAUGAAUAGACUUUAAAAGAAUUAAAAGGAAGUGAUGAUGAGGAAGAUGAUGAUUAUGAUGAUGAAAUAGAAGAUGAAAGUAGUUCUUAAGAAGAAAAUAAUAAUAAAAAUAGUAAUAGCAUUAAUAAUAAAAUAGAAAGUUCAUUACCUUUAUGCUAAUAUUCUGAUGAUGAUGAUAGUGAUUGUGCUUUCUAUUUUGAAAGUUAAGAUAGUGUAUAAAAAGCUAAAAAUAGUAAUAGUAUACUACUUAAUUAAGAAUCUUCAGAAGAAGAACAAGAAUAAAGUGAAAUAAAAACAAAAAAAAAUAAUAAAAUAAUAAUACUACACAUAUAAAUGGAAUAUUGUUCCGGAAAUACAAUAAGAGAAGUAAUAGACAAAUAUUUCAAAGAAAAUGAAAAAAAUAUUGAAAAUAAAAUUGAUAAAAAACAUCGAAAAAUACUAGUUGCUUAAAUCCUUGAAGCCUUAAAAUAUUUACAUGAGCAAAAAUUAAUUCAUCGAGAUCUAAAACCAUAAAAUAUCCUCUUAGAAAACGGCUAAAUAAAGCUUGCAGAUUUCGGUCUUGCAACAAAAUUAAGCUUGGAUCGUAUAUUGGAAAAAAAAGAACUAAAAAAAUAAACUAGUAAUAACAACUAUAAUGAAACAAAUGAAAUAUAUACAAAUAAAUUCAAAGAAUUAACCUAAGGCGCUGGUACAGAAACGUAUACAGCUCCAGAGUAGAAAUAUUCAAAAAGCUACGACACUAAGGCCGAUAUGUAUUCUUUAGGAUUAAUUAUUUUCGAGAUGUGGUACCCUAUAACAACUUUUGCAGAAAAAAUACAUGUAUUUAACAAACUGAAAAAUUUUAUUGAAUUUCCUUCCGAUUUUUAAAAAAAAGUAGGUGAAGAUGCCGAAGACAUAAAAACUAUGAUAACUUAAUUAUUAGAUAAAAACCCUUCAAAAAGGCCUUCAGCAAAAGAACUUUUAAAAAAAUUUGACGAUAAAAAAUUCGACGAAUAUAUCAGUCAAAUAACAAAUCCGAAAAACUACGAACAUGUUAAAUUAUUGAAUUCACUUUUCAAUAUACAUAAUGUUCCAGGAAGUAAAUACAGUGUAGAAUCUAAUAUGAAGCAUAUUACUUAAAGUCCUAUUUAUAUAAUGAUUUAGAAUAAAGUUUAGAAUAUUUUCUCAACUCAUGGAGCUAUUGAAAUUGAUGCAAAUCCUUUAGUACCUUUAACAGAAAAUAUAUAUACUUAUCUAAAAGAUUAAUAUUGGUUAGAUGAUACUAAUUAGAAUAGAAUAAAUUAUGAAUCUGAAAUAUUAAGAGUUAGUUAUGAAAUAUUGAAUACUUAUGAUGUUGAUAAAAGAUUUGAAUAUUAAAUGCGAAUAAGCCAUUCUGUUAUUGCAAGUACUGAAUCUAAUAUUGAUUACUUAAAGUUUGAGAUUGCAGAUUAAAUGUGGAGAAAUUAUAUUAAAGCUCAUAAAAUAAAAAUAAAACUAGUUGUAUUGGUUGGAGAUACAAGUGUAGGCAAAACAAAUAUUUUAAAAAGAUAUGUAAGGAAUCAACUACCAUAAAAUUCUGCACCAACAAUAGGAGUAGAAUUUGCAACAAAAACAGUUUAAUUAAAAAACGGUUUAAUAGUAAGAACAUAAAUAUGGGAUACAGCUGGUUAAGAAAGAUAUCGAUCAAUUGCAAGUGCACAUUAUAGAAGAGCUGUUGGAGCAUUAUUAGUAUAUGAUAUAACAAAAGAAAAAUCAUUUAGUUCUGUUACUAAAUGGAUGGAAGAUUUAAAAUAUUAAGCAGAUCCAGAUAUUAUAAUAAUGCUUAUUGGAAAUAAACUAGAUUUAGUAGAAAAAAAUGAUUCAGCAAGAAAAGUUUCAAUAGAAGAAGCAAAAAAUUUAGCAAUUGAAAAUAAUAUGCUAUUUGAAGAAACUUCAGCACAAACAGCAUAAAAUGUAAAUGAGGCUUUUGAAAGACUUUUAUAGGGUAUGUUUUUUAAUUUGAAAUAUUAAAUAAAUGUGUAUAUAUAUAUAUAUAUAUAUAUAAUUAUUUUAUAUGUAUAUAAAUAUUAGUAUAUAAUUUGA
Messenger RNA from Ichthyophthirius multifiliis, 2340 nucleotides. RefSeq lists its product as hypothetical. The transcript has 9 exons. NCBI's taxonomy places the organism in Eukaryota, Ciliophora, Oligohymenophorea, Hymenostomatida. The record is from RefSeq and is a predicted model, not a curated record. Gene Ontology annotation, biological process: protein phosphorylation. Gene Ontology annotation, molecular function: GTPase activity; protein kinase activity; GTP binding.